AUGUACGACGUGACGCCGACGCGCAAGAGGCAGCAUACUCAGGGUCAUGCCUCUUCGCCGACGUGUCUGUUCUGUGGCAACGAUGCAGCGGUCAUCGAGACGGUGUCCCACUACUUUUUCGAGUGCGCGUACUCGACCAGCUUCUGGGGUGGGGUGCUACGCAUUCUGCUUGACAAGCUCGGCAUCGAGGAUACCGACGUCGAUCCGUCGACGUUCACUCCGGAGCAGCUGACUAUGGGGCUCCCCCUUUUGCGGGGUCGUGGGAGAACGACCUCGAAAUGGAUGUGGGUUCGGCUGGCCUGCGCGAUCGGUUUCCAGCGGCUGCACCUGCUCCGCUGGCGCGUUCAUCAGCGGUUCGAGCUGGACAACGUCGUGGCCCCUCCCUCGCUUCCCAGUGCGCUCAGAGCGUUCGAGCGAGAUUUUCUCUCUCGAGCGGGUUUUGUGCCUGGGGUUCGAGAUUGGGAGGUGUGAUGACCGAGUUAAGUCCUUCCUUCCCAUUUUCCUCCCUUCCUUUCCGGUCAGAAGCUGACUGUCUUGAAACUUGUUGCGCAGUGGAAGGCUGCGCACCUCUCCCUCUCUCUACUUUGUGCAGUAGCGGUUUUCGUUCUUGGAUGGAUCGGCAAGCCGGGUCGAUCGUCGUUGCGUUGGAGGCUUUGUGAAGUUCUCCCCUCUCUUUCCCCCCCUUUCUCCCUUCUCUUCCUCAUCUCGUUCCUGUUGCUCGGUUGUUGACUACGCUUCAGCCACUUCUCCUUUUAUUCCUAAGCCGUGUGUUGGAUUCCGUCGAAUACAUCGUUCGUUCGCGUUGGUCAAGAUCUACGGCAUGGAUCGGGAAGAAAGGUCGCUCGUUUUUUUGGUCAAUAUCCUCGCGUCAAGGCGAGGCUCGUUUCGUUGUAUUGGAUCGUUUUCGCUCGGCCCUGACGGCUCAACAGCCAGCACUCGAGACUCAGCCAAGGGAGGACAUCAGGCGCUGUCGGGGUGACGAGUAG
Molecule: messenger RNA, 986 nt
Organism: Microbotryum saponariae
Lineage: Eukaryota; Fungi; Basidiomycota; Microbotryomycetes; Microbotryales; Microbotryaceae
Source: the annotation of a GenBank genome assembly